Molecule: messenger RNA, 1659 nt
Organism: Plasmodium falciparum 3D7
Lineage: Eukaryota; Apicomplexa; Aconoidasida; Haemosporida; Plasmodiidae
Gene: ALP3
Product: putative actin-like protein
Source: RefSeq, a predicted model, not a curated record
AUGGAUACAUAUAAGAAGAAUGAUAAUGAAAAUGAUUACAAAUAUUAUGUAUUACAAAUAGGAAGAAAAUAUACAUACGUAGGCUUGUGUGGGCUUCACAAGCCAGUAUCCGUUUUUGUAACUCCAAACAUUUUUGUAUACAAUGAAAAGUUUCACAAUUUUGUUGAAGAUACCUACAAGGUUAAUGAAAUGAUGGAUUAUAUAAAUAGAAAAAGGGAAGAACAAUACAAAAAUGAGAAAUCGGAAAAAAUGUUGGAUGUAAGUAAGGAUCAAUCCAAAGAAGAUAUAAAAAUUGUAACGGAUAAUCAAACAGAUGAAUGUCUUGAUAAGUACCAAAGUAGCGAUAAUUUAGAUUAUAAUAAUGAAGAAUUUGUAUGUGAUACGAAUAAUAUAUAUGAAAAUAAUAAAUUUUGUGAUAAGGAAGAGAAACAUAAUAAGAUGAAGAUAUAUCAUUACGAAUAUAAAUAUAAUCAAGACUUAUAUUUAUGGAGAACAUAUUUUGAUGAAUAUAUAUUUCAUAUAUUUCAUAAUAUGCUUAUAAAAACAAAUAAUAAAUCAAAAAAAGUUAUACUUGUAUUAAAUAUGUUUAUACCUACUAUUAUAAAAUAUGCUCUCUGCAUAGCUCUCAUAGAAAAUCCUGAAUAUGCCUGUAUAUCAUAUAUUAACGAUUUAAUAUCUCCUUUAUAUUUAUGUAAUUAUAAAACGUGUGUGGUGCUGGACCUUGGUUAUAUUAAUUGCAGGAUUUUACCAAUAAUGGACGGCGUACCUUUAUAUCAUCAUUAUACUUAUGUAAAUAAUGGGGGGUUCUAUAUUAAUCAAGAAAUAAAGAAAUUAUUAAAGGAGCAAUAUAUGAGUAGAUAUAAAAAGAGGGAAAAUAUAAUAUCCAUCAAUGGUGAUAUGAAAUUAUGUCUUGGAAAUUAUGAUAAUAAUAAAAAUGGUGACAAUAAUAAAAAUGGUGACAAUAAUAAAAAUGGUGACAAUAAUAAAAAUGGUGACAAUAAUAAAAAUGGUGACAAUAAUAAAAAUGGUGACAAUAAUAAAAAUGGUGAUAAUAAUAAAAAUGAUGAUAAUAAUAAUAUGAACUAUUAUUUAAAUUUAUAUCCUCUAGAAGAAAUAAUUAACGUUAUUAAUAAUAUGACAGAUGAUGAUAUAGAAAUUAUAAAAAUAAAAUAUUGUUAUAUAAAAAAGGAUAGUGAAAAUAUACCAUGUAAUAAAUAUGUACUAUAUAAAUAUAAUAAUUAUGAUAUAAUUAUAGAUCCUUAUACUAGAUAUAAAGCUUGUGAAAUAUUAUUUGAAAAAGAAUAUGAUCAAAAUAUGUACUCCUUAUUUUCUAGUAUAGUACAAAAAAUUAAUAUAUUUGAAACAUACAUAUUUUCAAAUAUAUUAUUAGUAGGUGGUUGUAGUAAUAUUAAAGGUAUUCUAUCGAGGGUUGCUCAAAUAUUUUUUCAAGUAUUAAGAAAUGAAAAAAAAUUCCCACCAAAAUUUCAAGAUAAUGUACAUUUUCUUCUCUCUAAUAUUUCUCCUAACUUACGUCAGUUUGUAGGGGCAUCUAUAUGUUCGAGCAUGGAUAAUUUACCCGAUUAUACAUCUGAGGAGAUAUUGAACAAUGUAUUAUAUGACCACCUUAGCGAGGAUAUAUACAUGACAUUCAAGACAUAA